UCUGUUCCGCCAUUAAUGGCUGCCGAGAUUCAUGCAUUCAUUCAAACUCUGUUCCUGAUUGCCUCUUCUCUCUGCCUCUGUUUCUCAAUUAGAAACUCAAUCCCAAAUGGGUUCCUCAAAUUCCUCUUUGUUCUUCCCUUCUUCUUCCUCUUCCUCUACAUUCCUCUCCAAUUCCAAACCAUCCAUCUCCGCGGCACCCUCGGCUUCUUCAUCGGCUGGCUCGGCAGCUUCAAGCUCCUCCUCUUUGCCUUCGGCAAAGGCCCUCUCUGUUUUGCCGCCACCUCCUCCUCCCUCCGCCGCUUCCUCGCCGUCGCCUGCCUCCCAAUCGACAUCCCCGAACACAAAUCUCCGCCCAACCGCUCCGAUCCCGAUCCGCUUCUCCCUCUGAGCUUCGCCGCAAAAUUAGGGUUCCUAAUCCUCACAUUCGCCGCGAUCUAUUUCAAAAAUCGAUUCUACCCAAAUGUGGUUCUAAUUUUCUUCUGCCUCCUAAUUUACCUCCUCCUCGAAAUUCUCAUCGGCGGAGCCACCGCCCUGGCGGAGGCGGUGCUCGGAGUCGAGUUAUUGCCCUUUUUCGAUGAGCCCUAUCUCUCUGAUUCGUUACAGGACUUUUGGGGGCGACGAUGGAAUCUAGUUUCCUCCAGAAUCCUCCGCCCCGCGGUUUUCGAUCCGUGCCGGAAACUCGCCGGCACUGUCGUCGGGAAGAAACCGGCGGCGAUUAUAGCGGUUAUGGCGACAUUUGCUGUCUCCGGUGUUAUGCACGAACUGAUCUACUUCUACAUGGGAAGACUGACGCCGACUUGGGAGGUGAGUUGGUUCUUUCUGAUACAUGGAGUUUGUCUGGCGGCGGAGAUGGCGGUGAAGUCAGCGGUGGGCGGGAGGUUCCGGCCGCCGCGGGUUGUAUCUGGGGUGUUAACGAUCGGGUUCGUGAUGGCGACGAGUUUUUGGCUCUUUUUCCCGCAGCUUUUGAGGUUUAAAGCGGAUGUCAGAAUGCUUGAAGAGUACGCGGCUUUGGGCGCGUUUGUGAAGAGUGUGACGGCCGAGUUAAUCGGACCGUUGUUCAUUUCAUUUCAAGUCAAAUAAAUCUUUCAUUUUACCAACCUAAUUAAAUU
Messenger RNA from Cucurbita moschata (crookneck pumpkin), 1109 nucleotides. Its product is annotated as acyl-CoA--sterol O-acyltransferase 1-like. The record is from RefSeq and is a predicted model, not a curated record. The coding region runs from base 16 to 1080 and encodes 354 amino acids. Gene Ontology annotation, biological process: lipid metabolic process. The transcript has a single exon. Lineage: Eukaryota; Viridiplantae; Streptophyta; Magnoliopsida; Cucurbitales; Cucurbitaceae.